Ipomoea nil (Japanese morning glory) is the source of this 759-nucleotide messenger RNA. RefSeq lists its product as uncharacterized. Gene Ontology annotation, biological process: regulation of transcription by RNA polymerase II. Gene Ontology annotation, cellular component: RNA polymerase II transcription regulator complex. The coding region runs from base 21 to 626 and encodes 201 amino acids. NCBI's taxonomy places the organism in Eukaryota, Viridiplantae, Streptophyta, Magnoliopsida, Solanales, Convolvulaceae. The record is from RefSeq and is a predicted model, not a curated record. The transcript is spliced from 3 exons. Gene Ontology annotation, molecular function: DNA-binding transcription factor activity, RNA polymerase II-specific; RNA polymerase II transcription regulatory region sequence-specific DNA binding; protein dimerization activity.
UUAAUUGAGAAAGGUAGGUGAUGGAGGAAAAGAUGAGGAUGAUUAGCAGUAGAGGUGGUGUUUCAGAAAAACCUGAUCGGAAAACAGUGGAAAGGAAGCGGAGAAUUCAUAUGAAAUAUUUGUGUGGAAAGCUUGUGUCUCUUAUUCCUCCCCACCACUUUUACCCAUCUAAGCAGGAAUCACUGUCACAACAAGAUCAACUUGAUCAAGCUGUGACAUACAUAAAGACAUUAAGAGAACGAGUAGAGAAACUAGAGAAGAUGAAGAAGAAAAUGAGUUGGGGAAAAGAAGAAGAAAGCAGCGAGAAGAAGAAGAAGAAGAAAAAGAAGAAGAAGAGUGCAACAACUGCAGCAGCAGCUUGUACAUUACUAAAAUCGGCAGUAAUUGAAGUUAGAGAUUUGGAGUCAACCUUAGAAGUAGUUUUGAUGAGUGCUACUAAUAAACCAAACUUCAUGCUGCACCAACUCAUAAGGAUCGUAGAAGAAGAAGGGGCUCAACUUCAGACUGCAACUUUUUCCACUGCAGGGGAUAAGGUUUUCCAUACACUCCAUGCACAGGUGAAAGUUGCUAGGUUAGGCAUGGAAACUUCAAGGGUUUAUGGAAGGCUCAAACAACUAAUCACUUAAUACAAGCUAAGCUAAGAUGGCAGCACACAAGUUUUUAUGAUUCAUUCGUCUAGUUUUUUUUUUUUUUUGGUAAAAUAAUAAUCUGUAAAAUCAACAGAUUUAGUUAAUUUGUUGGUAAAAAUAAUUCAAAAAA